AUGAAGACUUCGAUAACAUCAGAUGUGUGGGAGAAGAAGAAGGCCCUCAUUGCCAAACUGUACAUGGAGGAGGAAUGGCCACUCAAGCAGGUCAUUAAGCAGAUCCGUUCGGACGAUUUCAACCCAAGUGAAACACAAUUGCGCAGCCGCCUCAAGAAAUGGCGUGUUACAAAACCCUCACGCCAAACUCGCAAGAAGCCUCAGGGUGUAGAUGAUGAUUUCGACAAGGAUGGAAGAUCCUCUACCGCCUCUCCUCGCAAUCAGAAACAAUCGCCAAUUUUAAGAGAUGCCGUCAAACACCCGGAGUGGGCGCAUCCCCUCUAUGCGCCUCAGCCUCAGCCUCACGUCGUUUCUCAACAACUGACUCCCAGCCCAUCGGGCGAUGGUUUAAUUUGCGAUCACUCGGCCGUAUUCACCGAUCCCAGUCCAUCCACUUCUUCUUUCGAGCACCCCGGUCAAACAUCCACAGCGGGCCCAGGCUUGAUGGUCAACACUUCCUCCGUUGUGACUCCGACCUAUUCGACUCUCCCACUUUCACCCGAGUCAUGUCUCCCUAGCCCGGGAGCAACAAAUACUCAUAUGGCCCAGUGGCCUCCUCGUUCAGUCUCCCUCGACGUGGGUCUUAAUCAACCGAUGCAUCCUCCGGCCCCUUGGUACUCAGUCCCCUUUGAACCAGUCACUCCGCCAUCCAUUGUCCCCCACUCUACACCUCUUCCAGCUUCUGCCUCGGGAUACAUGAUUCCUCCCCAGGGAAUGUUUUCUCAAGAAUUCACUCACUACCCCGGAGAAGACUACCAAAUUUACGACGCAAAGCCGUGGAAGCGCACCAUGUCUCUCCAAUAUGAUUACGGUCAACAUCAACAUCACCACGGCCAUGCUCGCCCCGAUCAAUCCGACAGAAAAUACCACUACCAAGCAGCCUACCACCAUCCCCACGGCGACAUGGUUUCUCUCCCGCCUAGUCAACCAGUGAUGUGCGCGCCCAUGAUGCCGUACUCCAACUAA
Penicillium waksmanii is the source of this 1005-nucleotide messenger RNA. RefSeq names its product Clr5 domain-containing protein. NCBI's taxonomy places the organism in Eukaryota, Fungi, Ascomycota, Eurotiomycetes, Eurotiales, Aspergillaceae. The record is from RefSeq and is a predicted model, not a curated record. Bases 1 to 1005 code for a protein of 334 amino acids. The transcript is spliced from 2 exons.